This is a messenger RNA of Nycticebus coucang (slow loris), 6339 nucleotides long. RefSeq names its product aryl hydrocarbon receptor nuclear translocator 2 (gene ARNT2). The transcript has 19 exons. Gene Ontology annotation, cellular component: nucleus; transcription regulator complex; aryl hydrocarbon receptor complex. Gene Ontology annotation, molecular function: DNA-binding transcription factor activity, RNA polymerase II-specific; protein dimerization activity; RNA polymerase II cis-regulatory region sequence-specific DNA binding. Gene Ontology annotation, biological process: regulation of transcription by RNA polymerase II. The coding region runs from base 226 to 2331 and encodes 701 amino acids. The record is from RefSeq and is a predicted model, not a curated record. Lineage: Eukaryota; Metazoa; Chordata; Mammalia; Primates; Lorisidae.
UCUUCCAUUUCUAGAAGUGUUUUGCCCCAUGCAGUGUAGGAGGAUCAGGUGACCAAGGUUUUUUAGAAUGUUCCCUUUUCGAGUUCUGCUGCUGGCACACUAUUUUGAGGCAGUGACAUCAUCUUUUCCCUCUUGAGCGCACUCCUUGCGGCUCCAUAAUUCAGGCCCUGCCAUCUUUCACCUGGACUGCGGUGACCUCCAUUCAUCCUCAGGAGAGGGACAGAAAUGGCUUCAGACAUACCUGGAUCGGUGACAUUGCCCGUUGCCCCCAUGGCGGCCACAGGACAGGUGAGGAUGGCAGGGGCCAUGCCUGCCCGUGGAGGAAAGCGGCGUUCCGGAAUGGACUUUGAUGAUGAAGAUGGUGAAGGCCCCAGUAAAUUUUCAAGAGAGAACCACAGUGAGAUUGAGAGGCGCAGGCGGAACAAGAUGACACAGUACAUCACGGAGCUGUCGGACAUGGUGCCCACCUGCAGCGCGCUGGCCCGGAAGCCGGACAAGCUCACCAUCCUCCGCAUGGCCGUCUCCCAUAUGAAAUCCAUGCGCGGCACCGGGAACAAGUCCACAGAUGGCGCCUACAAGCCCUCCUUCCUCACAGAGCAGGAAUUAAAGCAUCUCAUCCUUGAAGCAGCUGAUGGAUUUCUGUUUGUAGUGGCAGCUGAGACUGGCCGAGUGAUUUAUGUGUCCGACUCUGUCACCCCUGUUCUGAACCAGCCCCAGUCAGAGUGGUUUGGAAGCACACUCUAUGAACAAGUGCAUCCGGAUGACGUGGAGAAGCUGAGGGAGCAGCUGUGCACCUCGGAAAACUCAAUGACAGGCCGCAUCCUGGACCUGAAGACUGGGACGGUCAAGAAGGAAGGGCAGCAGUCGUCCAUGAGGAUGUGCAUGGGCUCCCGGCGCUCCUUCAUCUGCAGAAUGAGGUGUGGAAAUGCUCCUUUGGACCACCUUCCUCUAAGCAGAAUAACCACCAUGAGGAAAAGGUUCAGGAAUGGUCUUGGCCCUGUGAAAGAGGGAGAAGCCCAGUAUGCUGUAGUUCACUGCACAGGCUACAUCAAGGCCUGGCCUCCGGCAGGAAUGACUAUACCUGAAGAGGACGCCGACGUGGGACAAGGCAGUAAAUAUUGCCUGGUGGCAAUUGGGAGACUCCAGGUGACCAGUUCUCCUGUGUGCAUGGACAUGAAUGGGAUGUCGGUGCCCACCGAGUUCUUGUCCCGCCAUAACUCUGAUGGAAUCAUCACAUUCGUGGACCCACGAUGCAUCAGUGUGAUUGGCUACCAACCCCAGGACCUUCUGGGAAAGGACAUUUUGGAGUUCUGCCACCCUGAAGAUCAGAGCCAUCUUCGUGAGAGCUUCCAGCAGGUGGUGAAGCUGAAGGGCCAAGUACUGUCAGUCAUGUAUCGAUUCCGCACCAAGAACCGGGAGUGGAUGUUGAUCCGCACCAGCAGCUUCACCUUCCAGAACCCCUACUCUGACGAGAUUGAGUACAUCAUCUGCACCAACACCAAUGUCAAGCAACUUCAGCAGCAGCAGGCAGAGCUGGAGGUGCACCAGAGAGAUGGGCUAUCAUCGUAUGACUUGUCCCAGGUCCCUGUCCCCAACCUGCCAGGCAGUGUUCACGAAGCUGGGAAGUCUGUGGAAAAGGCAGAUGCAAUCUUCUCCCAGGAAAGAGACCCUCGGUUUGCUGAUAUGUUUGCAGGAAUCAGUGCAUCGGAGAAGAAGAUGAUGAGCUCGGCCUCUGCAGCGGGAACCCAGCAGAUCUACUCCCAGGGGAGCCCGUUCCCUCCCGGACACUCGGGGAAGGCCUUCAGCUCUUCAGUGGUGCAUGUGCCUGGAGUGAAUGAUAUUCAGUCCUCCUCUUCGACAGGCCAGAACAUGUCUCAAAUCUCCCGGCAGCUAAACCAGAGUCAGGUGUCGUGGACAGGGAGUCGGCCACCUUUUCCAGGACAGUCUAGCAAGACCCAGUCCUCUCCCUUUGGGAUCGGAACAAGCCACAGCUACCCGGCAGACCCCUCCUCUUACAGCCCGCUCUCCAGCCCAGCCACCUCCUCACCAAGCGGGAAUGCCUACUCCAGCCUUGCCAACAGGACUCCAGGGUUCGCUGAAAGUGGACAAGGUAGCGGGCAGUUCCAAGGACGGCCCUCAGAAGUCUGGUCACAGUGGCAAAGCCAGCACCACGGUCAGCAGAGCGGUGAGCAGCACUCCCACCAGCAGCCCAGUCAGACUGAAGUGUUCCAGGACAUGCUGCCCAUGCCAGGAGAUCCCACCCAGGGGACUGGCAACUAUAACAUCGAAGACUUUGCCGACCUGGGCAUGUUCCCCCCAUUUUCUGAGUAGCUUUGAGGCUCCCACUGUACAAUGCCACCCCUGCUGUGCCACCAAUGCCCCUGUGAACGGGGCCUACCCUCGCCCUGCUUGCCCUGCCACAGGACCCCCACCAGAAGCCGUUCUCCCGCUGUGUCCCCAGGCGCAGCAUUUCUCUGCUCUCACCCAUAGCUGUGGCUACUCUGCCACUGACCAGGGCCCCCAGGUAGACGUUCGAGGAUUGGUUGUAUUUAUUGUAUUUUUUCUGUGUGUGCUCAGGAGGUGAGCCUGCUGGGUCCUUAAAUUUCGUUGUGAAUAAUCUCUUAACAGACAAUUUAUACUCAUAAAAAAUUCAGUGAUGCUCAGAGAAACCACAUGGCACCAGCAGGCCUGCCCAGGAUGCUGAAGUCAGCGGCUUCUUUCUCUUCACCUCUGUUGGUUGGGUGGUCCGGGGUGGGCUUGGGGAAGGAGGCGAGCAGGAAGCACAGGCCUUGUCUGCCAGCUGGGGGCUGAGGAGCCCAGGGACACGGAGGUGGCUGCCCUCAACUCCACUGACCUCCCCGAGAACUCAUCGUGCCGUGGGAUGUAUGUACUUUGUGCAGUGUGACAUGAACUUUCUGUCUUAAUGGACAUGCUGUGCCCAUGUCUGUCACAUGUGGCCAGAGUGAGUGUGUGGAACCCACAGAGUGUACAGUGAGUGCCAGGACUGAGCCAUACGCCCAGUCCCCAAGCCCAGCAGUAGCACUGCUGUGACUGGAGGACGCUUGGCCUGGGGUCAGGAGCCAGGUUCACAGGGUCAUGAGAGUCACAGCUGGGGACCUGCUCACCUUGACAGUGGUAAAAGACCCUAGUGCAGAUUCAGGUCCGCCCUCUUCAAGGAGCCAGCCUCAUCCUGUAGCAGCCCCUUGGGCACACUCCUGCCUCCCUCCCACUGAGGUCUGAGCAGCUGUGUUCCUAAUCUCCCACAUUGGCAUCACCUUGCUCCCUCUUAUCCCUGCCCAUUCCCACAUGUCCUGAGGUCACAGAUGCCUGGGCCUUUCUGGACAGGAGUAGAUGGCAGGAGCAAGACACCCAGGCCCUCCUGUCCUAUCUGGUGCCAUGUUCUGCUUAGUGGCCCUGGAGGUGGCCACUGAGCCUCCUUUUUCCAGCUUGAUGGGAGGAACAGGGGUGGCUUGGGAGGGACAAAGUGCAGGCCUUUGGUGCAGAAGACUUGGGUUCCGGUUCUGGCUCCAUUUCCGAUUCUGCCACAUACUUAUCGGGGCCUUGAAUUCCUUAUAUGAUCUCAAGACAGGAGCAAGAUGGCUUCCAGAAGCUUCUGCUUGGCUGACCUCUGAGGCCCUGCUCCCUGAUAUGCUGUGCUGUGCUCAGACUUCUCUCAGGGGAGAUGGUUUGAAGACCUAUUUUCACAGGCCUCCCCUGCCUUCCCCACCCUUCCCGGUGGGACAGAGGGUUCCCCCAGACUCCCACGUUGCCAUCUUGCUGUGACUAUCACCCUCCUGCUCUGCAUCACCAGCCUGUCAGCUCACUGACACCCACAUAGGAGAGUAGCUGUGGUGGCCAUGCAGGACAGUCCUUGUGCCCCCAGAUUCUGGGGGGCCGGGAGGGGGUGCAUUGGUUGUCAGUGGCCUGGGAGCCAGUGAACCCAGCAUGCAAGGACAAGUCAGGGGAGAAUGUGGUUCUUUGAAGGCUCAGUAUCGAUCCCCAGCUCUGUCUGGCAUCCAGGGAGACCCAUUGCUCAGUGUUGAUGGGAAUUUCACCUGGUAAAGACCCACAGUGCUCAAUGGAAUGCCUGUGGCUGGCAGCCAGUACAUGUGAUCCCAGUUCCUAGGAGCUACCUUCACCCUGACUUUGCAGUUUGUAAGCCUUUUGUCUGUAGUAGUGACUGGGUUCUGAGUUUAGUGUUCCCCCACCUCAGAGUGAAGCUUUCUUGCUUCUGGGCACAUGGCAGUUGGUUGAAACCCUGCACAUCCCCAUGGGGCAGCCUAGAAAGGGGCUCUCUCUAUAUGCCCUGCCCCUGGGGCUGCCUCUACCUCCUGCAGCCUUGAACUUGCCCCAGGCCAUGGGCGUAAUUAUUCCCCCCUCCCCCCAAAGAAGGCACAAAAAUAGCUCUCUGAUCAAAGAAGUAUUUCUUAAUGAAUUGAAAACAGACUCCUUGCAGCCUUUGGCUUGUGAAUCCAGAAGUAAUGGGAGGUCUUAUGUUUGUUUUUGCCUUAUGUUUUUUGGAGGAAAAUUAGAGACUUUUCAUGAAUGCACACACAGGUGAACACAUGCACAGCGCACCUGCCCUGUGUCUGGGCUCUGCAGGGCACCGAGGGGGCAGAAGAACAGGCGAGGAGCUCUGCUCCUACCACCCUCCCUCUGCUUCCUCCCCCGGCACUAGACCCUGGGAGUUGAGGGUUAGUGACUAUCCAGGCUCUGCCUCCUUCCCCUCCAGCCCUGUCCUAGGAACAUCUGCAGGGAACCCCAGUGGAGUCUGGGCAGCUGGCUUGCAUUCAAUGUCUUUCCUAUUCCCCACACCACUUGUGAUUCCUGGAAGUGAAUGUGUAAAUAGAUAAUAGUGGAGAUGGAGGAGUUGAAGGCCAGGACUGGGAGGAUCCCACACCCAAGGGAUUUUCUCACCAAAUAUUUUUGAGACAAACUGGAGUUAAGAAUUAAAGUCCCAGGGUUUAAGCAUCCAGGUUUGCAAAAAACCUUCCAUGCCAGUCCUGCCCAGCCUCAGAGGCCAGAGUGCUCACGCUAUGCUUGUCCCAGCCAAUGCCCAGCACCUCUUCUACUGGAGACUGGGUGAGGCUGGAUUAUGAAGGGGACCAGCAUUCAUGGCUUUGUUUGGCUCUGUGACUCACUUCUCAGUCACCCCUCCUCUGAGGUACUGGACUUUGCACCAGCUCCCCCAGGCUGAGCAAGCAGAAGGCUUUCCCCAAGAGAGGGCCACGCGGUGACGCCUGAGCCCCUGGCAAGGGCAUGGAUGCAGCACAGUGACAGUGACAGUGGCCAAGGAUGGUUCUAGAACACACUGCCUGCAUGUUACUCCCCCUACUUUUGCUUUUAGUUUUGGCUUCCGGGAAUGAUAGGGUCAUUCGUUACAAAUGCCACAUCCUGCUCUGCUUUCCGACAGGUCACGUUCAACCAUGUUGUUAUUUUAUGAGUGGUGAAUAUUGCGAAUAGUGGGGGGAUCCUGAUAGCUGAUGGAACUGAACACAGAGGAGCUUUAAUCUUCUAUAUCAAUGAAGUUGCCUGUGUUGUCCAGAUGAACCACACUCCCACAUGUUAGCAUUCCUGCUGGCACCAGCCAAGAGAUGAAGCUGACCCCCGGGAAUGACCGGUGGUCUCUCCCCCACCCAGCUCACUUGGGGAAGCCCAUGAGCUAUGCCAGCAUAGGGAGCACUCCCUCUCAGGGCCCACCUGCUCCGACCUGCCACAGAAACAAGCAUAAACUAGUGACCUAACAGCUCUAGCCAGUAGCAGCUCCGAUUGGAAACACCCUCUCUAUUAUCAGAAAAUACAGGUUUGGUCUAAGUUGCAGGGCCUUGACUUGUCAGGACUCUCCCCACCAAGCCCAGUCCUGAGGAGCCACAAGUCUUCCUUUUCCUCCACUGCCUGAGUCUGGGGCAACUUCAGAGACACCACACAAUGGUGUGAGCACAUUUUCAAAUGUCCAAAUCUCUGGGUCUUGUGGCCAAAACUGGCUUUACAGUGAAGCAACUGGCUGAGACCUGUGGGGCACUGACGUAUGUGCAAGUAUGAGACGGGGGUUCCCAGGCUGUACAGGACCAGGGCAGCUGGCUUCAUCUAACGAUCUCAGUUUCCUUUAAAAAAAGGAAAAAAGAUUUCACAAGCAGGCUUCAGUGGACAAUGUAAGCAUUUAAUCAUUUCUCUUUUAACCUUACUUCUUAUGGAUGUGAACUGUGCUGUGGAUAAAUCAUUUGUAUUUCUUGAAUGUUCUCUAUGACUAACAGUUAUUAAGUCUGUUGUGUAUAUGUGUAACUAAUGUAACUGCCUUUUAAAAUUUCACUACAAUAAAAGUGACUUAGCUCUGAACAA